UGGAUUGCUACUCCUGCACCUAAGAGAUGGCACCCAGCACUGAUUUUCUAGAUCAGCAAAAGAUGACACCCAAGGAAAAAAAUAAGCUACGAAAGCCAGUUGUGGAGAAGAUGCGUAGGGACAGGAUUAACAGCAGCAUUGAGCAGCUGAAAGGUCUCCUGGAAACUGUCUUUCACAAGCAGCAGCCCAACGUGAAGUUGGAGAAGGCGGAUAUUUUGGAGAUGACAGUUACUUACCUGAGACAGCAAACUCUUCAGAUAAAAAGUGAAAUACCUCAUAACAAUGACAUUCAGAUGGAUUACAAAGAUGGUUACUCCAGAUGUUUCGAGGAAGUUAUUGACUUUUUAUCGCUUCACCAAAAGCAGCCAGAAACAGCAAAGCUAAUCAGCCAUUUCCACUCAAAAGCAACAGCCAGCAGUAUUUCAUCUUUUCCUAUCAGAUGCAGUCAAUCCAAGACAGCAAAUGGCACUGGCAGCAGCAGCAGCCUUUGGAGGCCAUGGUAGAUGUGAAGAAAAUUGUCAUUCAAAACACAACAACCCAGAGGAUUAUGUGACUUGUUCAGUUACGGUCCUCUUAGACUGUAGGAAAUAUUUUCCUGUACCUCUUAUGCAAGGGGUUUAUAUUUGUUUGAAAAAAAAAUGGAGUGCGGCCCUACAGUCAAUUUAACCCUGCAGGUGCACAAUGGCACCCAAGAGGUUAAACUGGCUCUGAGCAAUAUGGGCAUUAGCCCAGCACUCUGUUAAAAGUAUUGUACUUUGCAAAAGGGGUAGUGCAUUGCAUGUGAGGAAAUGAAAGUAUAUGCGUACUUGCAUUUGCCUUCAAUAUGAAGAGUUUCUAUUAAGAUGUAUAGGUUGUACAUGUUACAGUAUUUGUAGGUUUAUAAACCAUUCUACAUGCCAAUAAGCACUUAUGGCUCAGGCCAGUUUGAUUCUGCCAUGCAGAGAAUCACUGUGUAGAAGUGAUUGUAAUAAUGGAUAUUUACACCAUUAUAGGCUUGUAUAUAUAACCUAUAUAUGACACACUAAUGGCUAAAUGUGGAAUAUUUCUACAUAUAUGUUUGUUUUUCAUAAAAAUAGUAUCAGCAUUUAUGCUUUAUAUUAAAGAAUAUAUGUAUGAGAUUCAAUGUAUUUCAUUUUGGAAUCAAUUCCAGAAUUUUAUGGCAAAAUGUAUUUCUUAAUGAAAAAUAUGUUAAUGCAUAUUGUAUAUGCACAACUUGUAUCUUUAUUUAACUGAAAAAUAAAUGUAUUUUUGUUAUAAUAAAAAUUAUGCUGUAUAUUCAA
Molecule: messenger RNA, 1280 nt
Organism: Xenopus tropicalis (tropical clawed frog)
Lineage: Eukaryota; Metazoa; Chordata; Amphibia; Anura; Pipidae
Gene: hes5.2
Product: hairy and enhancer of split 5, gene 2
Exons: 3
Coding region: 27-503 (158 amino acids)
Biological process (GO): regulation of DNA-templated transcription; system development; negative regulation of transcription by RNA polymerase II
Cellular component (GO): nucleus
Molecular function (GO): protein dimerization activity; DNA binding
Source: RefSeq, marked provisional